AAAUCCCGCGCCCGCGAUAGUGAAUGUGUGAGGGAGGAAGGUAGGCAGUUUGCGUUCGCGAGGCGCAGUGUUCGGAGUGCCAAAAAGUCUUCUUCAGGAUGUCUUUCAGUAUUAAGCUGAUCAAGGAUCAGUUCAAUCCCGGAGAGUUGAUGCAGGGCGAACUCGUGGUGUCUCUGGACAAGCCGAGGAGGUUCAAAAUUAUCUACGUGGAGAUCAGCGGAUGCGCCGAGUCGAACUGGAAGGAACGCGGACUGACGAGCAAUGAGUACUUCCGCGGACGCCGGGAUUACUUCCACCAGAUCAUCUGCAUGGCUGGUGAUUGGCACACGCGAUCGCCCUUCGAGCUGCCCUUCACGGCCAAGCAUCGCUUCCAGUUCCAGCUCCAGCUGCCGCACACACUUCCGCCCAGGAUCAGCACUGAGUACGGCAAGGUGCGAUUCCGCGUGCGCGCCUUCAUGCACGUGGAGCGCUCUGGGCAGUUCGUGGAGGACAUCGAGAAGAAGAACAUCCACAUCGCGUCCCACUGGCGAGCCAUCGAUCCAGCAUUCGUGAGAGAGUUGCCGGACGCGAGUGUGAUCAAUCGCGAGAUGGAGGAGAACGUGAAGGUGUACGGAGAGAUGCCGAAGAGGGAGCUGGCGCUGGGCGAGGAGGCGGUCAUUCACGUGAAGAUCGAGAACAAGAGAUUGCUGCCCAUCAACAAGAUCAAGUUCCAGCUGAGGCAGAUCGUGACGUUCUACAGCAUGACGCCCAGGCGCACCGCCAAGACCGUAAUCAACGAGGUGAAGGAGAGCAAUUGCAAGACAAUCAAGUGGGAGCCGGGAACGGCGGUGCUCACGGCCACCGGCACACUGAAGAUCCCCGACUACGUUCUGGCCAGCUACGAGUGCUGCAACGAUGUGAUAUCCGUGUCUUAUGACAUCAAAGUGAGGCCCAAAGUGAAGGACGACGGAGAGAAGUUGCUGCCCAUCUUCCUGCCCGUGAUCCUGGGGCAUCCGCCCAAGCAAGAGAUUUCCUUCAUGCCCGUCUUCUCCACUCAGGGCUACCCUCAUUCCAGUCCAUCGACCUCCCAAACAGCGUCUGCGUUUGCUUCGAAUCCCAACACACUGCCUUCGUACGAAGAUCUGAUGAGAUCCGACGCAGGAGCAGCGAAGAUGUGAUCAGAACAGGAUAAUUCCACGUAACUAUUACUUGAAAUUGUUCAGUAAAGGACUUGAAAAAUA
This is a messenger RNA of Phlebotomus argentipes, 1220 nucleotides long. RefSeq names its product arrestin domain-containing protein 2-like. Gene Ontology annotation, biological process: protein transport. Bases 99 to 1157 code for a protein of 352 amino acids. Gene Ontology annotation, cellular component: cytoplasm. The transcript is spliced from 2 exons. The record is from RefSeq and is a predicted model, not a curated record. Lineage: Eukaryota; Metazoa; Arthropoda; Insecta; Diptera; Psychodidae.